UUCCCCUAACAGCAUCCAUUAUUAAUUGAUUUCCCUUUUCCUACAUCAACACGAAAUUCCUGUAUGCAAACUUAACAAACACGGUGACACGGAAACUCAAGUCCUCCACCUGUUUAUUUAUAUAUAUAUAGAUCUAUAACUUUGUUCUGUCAUUAAUUUGUGGACCUCUUCUUCCCCCUUUUCUUUUGUGGCCAUUGGUUUAUAGUUAUUCAUCAAUUAUCAUUAUAAUCAAUCUCUCCCCCCUUCUUUCUCUCCCUCUCUUUCUCUCUCAAUGAGAAACACAUACAGCAAAACAUGACAAGCAAAGGAACUGACACAACAGGACAACCCAACACAGAGUGUUGCAUGUGUGGGGAUCUCGGUUUCUCUGACCAGCUUUUUCAAUGCAAAGUCUGUCAAUUCAGAUCUCAACACAGAUACUGUAGUAAUAUCUACCCCAAAGACGAGUCUCUUGGAACCUGCAAUUGGUGUUUGAGUCAGAAAGAGGAUACCAAAGAUAAGUCACCAAACUCUCCAAAUUCUUCAUCAUCUCAUAGGAACAACAGCAGCGCCGAUGAUGAGAGCAAGGGGAAGAAAAUCAAGAACAGUAACAGUAACAGUAACAGUGCUCAAACUAUUGUAGGCAGAAAGGGACUUAGAGGGAGUGCCCUUCAUCUUCAACUGCAGAAACCCAUCAAGAAACACAAGUCACCAGAGGCAAGAUCACCAUCCACGUCCACAUCUCCAUCGGUUUUGAUUUCAACACGCAAGAGGAUCAUCACCAACGGUUCUUUGGAGGAAAAGUUGAGAAGGACCAGGUCAGCAGACAUCAUCACAAACACCAGUAGUGGUGCCACGAAGCAGGUCUUUAGGAAUAAGGUCAGAAGGUACAAGCUUUUGGAUGAAGUUUCAAGUUAAAAUAAAAUAAGCUUUAACUAGAAAAAAGAGAGUUUUGUGAGAGAUGAAUGAAUAUAUAUAUAUAUAUAUAUAUAUAUAUAAGAAAGAAAAAGUUCAUGGUUUUUUGUUUCCUUUUGGGCUCCAAAUUUUUGUCCCAAUACAAUGUAUAGAACAAUGGUGAAUGAAUGAGCUAUAAAAAUGU
Gastrolobium bilobum is the source of this 1078-nucleotide messenger RNA. RefSeq lists its product as uncharacterized. Bases 295 to 897 code for a protein of 200 amino acids. NCBI's taxonomy places the organism in Eukaryota, Viridiplantae, Streptophyta, Magnoliopsida, Fabales, Fabaceae. The transcript is spliced from 2 exons. The record is from RefSeq and is a predicted model, not a curated record.